UGCUCUAUAUUUUUUAGCGUAACAGAGUAGCGGCGCCUUGUCUGCUGAGCUGGGGAAUGAAUAUUAUAGGGAGUAGUUGGGACUAGCGAUUCCAACAUCGUUGACAGCACUGCCUGCUUGUGCGCGGCUUUCUGACUGCCGUCUCUCGUACUGCAUGGAAUGUGUAAUUUUUCCCACAUACAAAUUAAAUGUAAUGAUUAAACAUUAAAAGACAGACAAAUUUAAUGAGAGGCAAAUAAGAAACGAAUAAGAAAAGCAUUAUAUUUGGCAUGUCGAGCUAACAUCUGGAUAUCCUAAUACCUCUAUAAAGAGGCAUCAUGUAAUGGAUUUGAGCAUCAGAGAUAUUAGAUAAUCAAGAGGUUGCACUAAAAUCAUUAUUUUCCUUUACCUUGUGUUCAUCGUCCUGUUUGUUUUAGUUGCAUCGCUGUGUUCAAAUGUGUGAUCUCCUUAUGGAAGAAGUGUUUCCUCUUUAUCAUGUUUUUAUUAAUCACAGAGGACCUGAUGUCAAGAGAACUUUUGCCGACCUCAUCUAUCACGCUCUUGAUACGCAUGGAUUGAGAGUGUUUCUCGAUGAACACAAAUUGCAAGUAGGAGAUUCCUUAACCCCUGCAAUUAAAUCUGCAAUUUCCAGUUCCUCCGUUCAGAUUGCCAUAUUCUCCAAAACAUACGCACAAUCCGCCUGGUGUUUAAAUGAGCUAGUAUAAAUGUUAGAUUCUCACUCUAGUAAGAUUAUCCCCAUCUUCUGCGACAUCCAACCUUCAGACCUUCGCUAUGUUGAUAAGGGAGUUUAUGCCGAAGCCUUUCAGGAUCAUAGAACCAAGGGCAGGGUUAACAUCCAACAAAUUGACAGAUGGAUAACCGCCCUCAGGAAAGUAUCUGAUAUUUCUGGCGUGCUGAUCAACACGGAGCAAGAUUACUAUGGUGAACGUGUGAAUAAAAUAACUGAGAUUGUAUUAAAAGAGGCGAGGAAGGUAAGUCUGGAUGUGGCUGAAUACACUGUGGGGCUCCCUAAGGCGGUAGAGCAUUUCGAAAAGGAGGUUUUGAGUCCAAGUAAAUCAAGGGGCAUCAAUGCUGUGGCGAUAGUGGGACUUGGCGGAUCGGGGAAGUCCACUCUGGUUACUCAUCUCUACAACUCCAAGUCUUCCCAAUUCCAGAGAUGUUGUUUCUUGUCUGACGUGAGUAAAACUAAAAACGAUUUACCCUCUCUGCAGCAAAGUCUACUUAGGGAUCUGACGCGUGACCAGAAUUUGCGUAUUGAUGAUACGCGUAGAGGUAGGAGCUUGAUUCGAGAUCGUCUGCGGGGAUUGACUGGCGUUUUGGUUGUUUUUGAUGAUAUAGAUAGUACAGAGCAAAUAGACAAUCUGGUAUUUGUUAAGGAUGUUGUGGGAAAUGGCAGUCUGAUAUUGGUAACAUCUAGAGACCAAUCUUUGUUUUAUAGUUCCAAAAUGCAAGUUUACAAUGUCAAAUUACUAGGUAAAAAGGAUGCCCGAGAGCUAUUCUGCUGGCAUGCUUUCGGCCUGACCAAACCAGUCCACAAUUUGCAAAAUAUGGUGGAAGAGUUGGUUAGAAUGUGUGGUGGGUUUCCUUUGGCUUUAAAAGUUUUAGCAGGGCAGCUCUACAAUGAACGUGAUCCAAGACAGUGGAAGCAGCGGUUGGAAAGCCUCCGUGAAAGGCUGCCGAAAAACGUAUUAAAGCAGAUAGUAAUGGAUAGCUAUGAAUCUCUUGACGUUAGAGAGAAAGAGGCCUUUUUAGACGUUGCCCAUUUCUUAACGGGAGAAAACACAGAUCUGGUAAAGAGGGUUUUGGAUGGAUUAAAUAAUGAUGACGGCUGUCAAUGCCUUGAGACGCUCCGUCAAAAAUGCCUCGUGCAGUUUGAAAGUGCAGACAUAAUUUGUCGAAGAGCAUUACAGGGUGAAAGCUUGAAUGACAGUACAGGUGUUUGGAGGAGACCAAAGUGGAUCUCCAAAAUAAGAAUGCACGAUUUAGUGAGGGACUUGGCAAAACAAAUCAGCAGACAGAAGUUGCCCAUCCGCCUUUGUUGCUCAAGUGAUAAAAUGAUCUCUGCACAGGAUUCAGCCCAAAAGUACGAUGUAAGAGGAGUUCGUAGAGAUGAAGACCACCCGUUGCCAGGAUUUUUGCGAAAUCAAGAUAUAUGCGGCUUAAAACUUCUGUCAGUUCAAAAUUUCAGCAUUCUGCGGAAAUUUAAGAACGUGUCCGGAGAUUUGACAUGGUUUCGCUUGCGUCAAUCCGAGGACACUUUAAAUCCUUCUCCGCUGUCACGGAGUAGUUUUAGCAAUCUCAUUCCUUCUACUCUCUUACUGACAAGUUUACGAGUGUUGGAAGUCCAUGGUGUCAACCCUCAAGAUUUCUGCAACUUGCUUGGUGAUCGUGAGCCUCCUUCGCAGCUGCGUGCAUUGGAAGUCACAUGCACAAAAGAUCUUGAAAGCGUAAGCACAGCUGGUCGUUCAACAGCCGUUUCAACAAAACAUGGUUCAGCUUCAGGGACUUCACAUUUAUUGCAGCCUCCAAUAAAUCUUGGACCGUGGUUUCAAGCGUGGUUAGGAAAGUUGAAUUUCAGGACUUUGGGUAAGAUAGUUUUGCAAAAUAUUCGAGGCCUGCAAAGACUCCCAGUUUUUGAAGAAGCUAGAAACCUGAGGCAUGUAGAUCUAUCUGGCUGCAGCGAUUUGGAGGUUUUGCCAGAUUCUAUUACGGAAGAAUUGCUUCAACUUCAAUAUUUAGCUUUGCGAGGUUGCAGGAAGCUCCUCCUCCAAGAUUUGGGAAAAAUCUGCAAGCUUGAGUACGUCGACUUUCAAGGUUGUUCUAUGCUCAGGAAAAUGCCUAGGGGAACUAAAGUUCAGAAGUACCUUAAGCAUUUAAAUGUGGUCCAUACUGAAUUGAGGAAACUUCCUAAGCAACUAGAACAGCUGGAAGAUCUGGAAGAAUUACAUAUAGGGAGCUCAAGAUUGACAGAGAUGCCAUCUUCUCUAUAUAAUUUAAGUAGAUUAACAGACUUGACUCUGUUAGGAUGUACUAAUCUACAUUUAAUUGACAACUCUAUUGAAAAAUUAGUACGCUUUGAAAGUUUUAGAAUAUAUAAUUGUGCCGUGAAAGCGUUACCAGAAACAAUUGCUAGCUGUCCAAAACUGAAAAUUUUGGCCGUUCAAAACUGUCCACUUGAUUCGGAGCAGUUGCUAAUAGGAGCCGAUUCAGGAAAUAGACCACUGAAUAGUUCUCAGCCGCAGGGAAGUACUGGUCAGGGUUCUCAUACAGAUCGUUUAGGUUGUUUAACAGAUUUAAUCAUAAGAGACAGCUGCAUUUCAGAGAUACACAUUCCUCGGGCGGGAAGUCUUUUUCCUAAACUUGAAAUUCUUGAUCUGUCCAACAAUGGUUGUUUGACAAAGAUUGGAAGCCUGCCAGGCAAUUUGAUAAGUCUGAAUCUGACGAACUGUUCAAUGUUGGAAACGCUGGCAUGCCUCUCUAGCCUGGCAAGACUUAAAGUUCUUGAUAUAAGUGGAUGUGGUGAAAUAAGAACACUUGAUGUGGGAGGUCUAAAAUCAAUAGAAGAAAUUAAAGGCAAUGGGUGUUGGAAACUGCGGACGAUUCUGGGUCUGGACCUUUUAGAAAAGCUAUCUUGUUUUCAGAUCUCCUUCGAUCAUAUUUACACACCAAUCGCCGCCCGGCUUCUGGACUUUCCUAGAGUUACACUUUUGAAGGAUUUAGAGGAUUGCAUGGAGGCUUCAGUCGAAAUAAAGCUGGAGGGUGCAAUUUUGCUGUAUCUUAUAACAGAUCCGUAUUGCCAGAUUGAAGUAGCAUUCCGUGGACAUAUUUAUGCCACCCGCUCUUCUAGUUUUUAUAAUUCAAAACAUUUAAUAAUGUGGACAAAAGAUUCAGAAGUGUUUGAUGGCUUUGAAUUAUCUAAAGAUAAGGCAAAAUAUUUCAACAUCAAGAUAUACCAACGAAGGGGAAUGAUACGUAGGAGAUCCUCUCUCCAAAGAGGAUGGAUAGUAGAAGCCAAAAAUGAGUUAGAUAUGAGAUCCUUUCUAUCUAGCGUCUUUUCGACAUCAAGGUACGGAAUUCAAGGCGGCAACUCAAUUCAGAGAGGGCCUCUCGCUGAUAUCUCACAUCUGUUUAAAUGAGCUGGUCUCGCUGAAACAAAAAGUCCAAUCUACGGGCUUGUGUAAGAGUAAAUGCAUUGAAAUAGUUAUAUAACGGUUUACACAACGAAGUCUUCAGACAUUUUAAAAUGUACGUGGAUAUUAUUCUAUAUAUGUAUAUGAAGAUCAGUAAGAAGUAGGAGAACUAACUUUUAUCACUAGUCCCUCACUUUAAAGGCGGAGACUUCAGUUUUUGCUCCAAUAAAAAGGCAUCAUCAGUCCUUUGGUAAGCUUGCAGGAACCAAGAAUGUAAACUAAACCAAAGAUAUAUUUUUUUCGAAAUUGAUCGCAUUUUGCUUUUUC
Molecule: messenger RNA, 4457 nt
Organism: Cryptomeria japonica (Japanese cedar)
Lineage: Eukaryota; Viridiplantae; Streptophyta; Pinopsida; Cupressales; Cupressaceae
Product: disease resistance protein RPV1
Exons: 6
Coding region: 705-4136 (1143 amino acids)
Biological process (GO): defense response
Molecular function (GO): ADP binding; protein binding
Source: RefSeq, a predicted model, not a curated record